Messenger RNA from Penicillium angulare, 1938 nucleotides. RefSeq names its product SET domain protein. Gene Ontology annotation, biological process: peptidyl-lysine monomethylation. NCBI's taxonomy places the organism in Eukaryota, Fungi, Ascomycota, Eurotiomycetes, Eurotiales, Aspergillaceae. The record is from RefSeq and is a predicted model, not a curated record. The transcript has 4 exons. Gene Ontology annotation, molecular function: protein-lysine N-methyltransferase activity. Bases 1 to 1938 code for a protein of 645 amino acids.
AUGGCUUCCCCCACAGACGAUGCCGUUUGCAUUGCGCAGGACGACCAGCGCGGCGUCCACCUGCAAGUGAGAGCUGACCACCCGACGUCGGUCUCCUCGGAAACAAGGGUCAUCAACACACCUCUAGGUGUUACGAUGUCAUACUUCAACGCCAUUAACUACAGCUCGCCUAAGGGAUCAUUUUCUUCUCAUGGUGUGCAGUUCCCACGUGCGUUCAUUGAUGCCGUCGGUCUGGAGGAGACUAUGACAUUCUUCUUGAUGGCCCAUUUCUUGCGAGGAGAGCAAAGUUUCUGGCACCCGUACUUGCGAACAUUACCACAGCCUGGCCAAUUGACAACACCUCUGUUUUUUGGAGAGGAGGAUGUGGACUGGUUACAAGGGACGGGAAUUCCGGAUGCUUCAGUACAAAGGUACCAGGCCUGGGAUGAGAAAUAUGACUCUUCAAUUGAGAAACUGGAGACAGCAGGCUAUCAGGGUACUGGGGAAUUUACUUGGGACCUAUAUCUCUGGGCAUGGACAAUUAUCAGCUCGCGAGCCUUUUCGGGAAAGGUGCUGUCUAGUGCUGUAGAGUCUUCCGAUCUUCCAGAUGAGGGUAUUUCGGUGCUUUUGCCUCUCAUUGACUUGCCUAAUCACCGACCACUGGCAAAGGUCGAAUGGAGAGCCGGCGAGAAAGACGUUGGCAUGAUUGUUCUGGAAAACGUCUCUCCAGGCCAGGAAAUCUCAAAUAAUUAUGGUCCUCGGAACAAUGAGCAAUUACUCAUGAACUACGGUUUCUGUAUAUUGAACAACCCAACCGAUUACCGCAUUGUGAAACUAAAUGUAUCAUCGGAUAGUCCACUUGGUAUCGCGAAAGCCCACCAGAUCAAGUUGUUUCCCCAGGUGGCAAAGAACACUGACGACCAUUAUUAUAUAUUCAACGUAUCAUACCCGUUACUGGCACCGGAAGGUCCUAUGGAGCAUGCAAUUAUAUCGCUAGCUCUGUUCAAUGCUUUGACAAUCAUGGAAGCAAACGAGCGAGAGCGCAAACGAGUCGAGAUUCAAGAAUCCGGGAUAUCUAUUCAAAAGGCAUAUGGCAACGGCCGCAGUACACUAGCGGCCUUGUCUCAAGUGUGUCUUGAGCUCAUCGCGCACAUUCUCCAGCUACGGGGCAGUGCACAAGACCUGCCAGCCCAACCUGCAAAUCUCAAGCAGAUAUUCGCACAAACUUACCGCAAUGGCCAAAUCACGUUAGAUCAAACCGCCUUGAUAAUCGCAUCUUGGACCCUUGCUCGUGCUAGGGAGCAUCAGCGUGGUGAACAAUGGGAAGAUAUCAAGAUCCUCUUGCACGAACACCUAUCAAAAGUACCGGCUGGAUUAUUUCCAGAGGAGGUUAUCUCUCGGGUACGCGUGCGUAUUCUCGAGCGUCAAUCUCUUGUCCUCAAGAAUGGUGAACUGUUUCGACUUGCAGAGCUAUUUACUUUGCUACCCCAAGAGCUGCAGGCGCCAACUCAGAAAUAUUUCAUGACUCGUGUUGCGAACGGGCCCUGGGCAACAGACCCGCAAGUCAUGUUUGCGCUUGCAAUUAAUUUCUUAGUUGCAACAGCUUUGUCUGAUGAAGUGCGACCCCGGCUAUCUUCUCGUUUGACUCGAUGGGUGGACUUUUUGGUCGCAGAAUAUCCUUUACCCGCAUGUGCUGCUGACGAGGAAGAAUCACCAGCUCAGCAAUUACUGAGAGUCCUUUCUAAGGAUCGGGCUGGGUUCCUCAAACUGGCUACUCAAGAUGGUAUUACUUGGUUAGGACAGGAUAGCCACUGGCUGGCUUCGGCCUCGUUACAGUGGGCCUGUAUUGUGGGAGAUGCUGAACGGGUAUUGAUUCCCGUUGAGCCACUACAGGUGUUAGUGACCGAGGAACCCACCAUGGCCAAACAGGCUGUGCUUUAUGUGCCGCAAGAUGAGUAG